Physcomitrium patens is the source of this 5076-nucleotide messenger RNA. Its product is annotated as DNA-directed RNA polymerase III subunit 1. Gene Ontology annotation, biological process: DNA-templated transcription. NCBI's taxonomy places the organism in Eukaryota, Viridiplantae, Streptophyta, Bryopsida, Funariales, Funariaceae. The record is from RefSeq and is a predicted model, not a curated record. Gene Ontology annotation, molecular function: DNA binding; DNA-directed RNA polymerase activity.
ACCACGAAAUUGUUGACAGAUGUGUGCUGAGGCUCACUAUGGCGGUCGUUGGAGUUCUCACGCGAAUUUCGAGCUUUGUGAGAUGCAUCGGCAACUGAUUUUAGGCUUCUUUCAGAAAAACCUUGGGGUCCCUACAGUGACUUUUAUGGCCCGAGACUUGGAUGCCACGGCAUUAUUUCUACGUUGAUUGUCGUUUUUUAAUCCUCUCACUGGGCAGAAUCUUUGAACAUCUUCAUCUGCAUAUGCGCGAUAAGCCGGUGCCGCUAGAAGUUUCCGGGCAUCGGAGAGCUGGGGAAUUGGAGGGGAUAAAUUAGGAGAACAGGAUACGACGUGUAGGAGGCGGUAAAAGUUGCAGCGAUGGGGCGCGGAGGGGGAGGUGGAGGUGCCGCUGGGAUUGGCGGUACUGCCAUGGGGGCGCCAAUUGCUCCUGCCCAUGCCUCCAUCAAUUUUUCAAAGCGGCCCUUCAUUGAGGAUGUCGGACCCCGCAAGAUCGAGAGCAUUCGUUUUGGGACAAUGUCGAAGCAAGAUAUUGUCAAAGCUUCUGAGUUACACGUGUACGAGUCAAUGCUUUACACUAUGCCGGAAAGGAAUCCAGCUCCAUACUCAGUUGUCGACACUCGGCUGGGAACAACGAAUAAGAAGGGAGAGUGUUCUACUUGUUUUGGAAAGUUGGCCGAUUGCCCCGGGCACUUUGGACACACGAAGCUUGAGAUGCCAGUUUUUCACAUUGGUUAUCUUAAAAACAUUCUCCAAAUUCUGCAGUGCAUUUGCAAGUCAUGUGCCCGAAUUCUGAUGCCGGAGGAAGAAUGCAAAUUGAUUCUUCGCAAGAUGCGAAAUCCGCGGAUCGAGGUAUUGCAGAGGCGUGCAGUUUUGAAGAAGGUCAUCGAUAGGUGUAAGCGAGUGCGCGUUUGUACUCGUUGUGGAGAUUAUAACGGGGUGGUGAAGAAAAUGGCACAACCACCAGUAAAACUUAUUCAUGACAAGUAUGGCAAGGCUUUAGAUCUAAAAGAGGAGAUGAUUGUAUCACUGGAGGAUGCUAUGAAGUGCAAGCCAGAACUAAAGAAUUGUAUUAAUCGCGUUUAUGAUAACCUUGAUCCUAUGAGAGUGCUUCAGCUGUUUGAAUCUAUGAUUGAACAGGAUUGCGAGGUGCUUGAUUUAGCGGAAAGACCAGAAAAAUUAAUUGUAACGCAUUUGAUUGUGCCCCCGGUGGCCAUUCGACCUUCUGUGGAAAUGGAAUCCGCAGCUGGAAGCAAUGAAGAUGACAUUACAGUGCGGCUUUUGGGAAUCUUGAACUGCAACAAUUCUCUUCGUACCUGUGUGGAGCAAGGGUUGGCUGCAGAAAAAACAAUGGAAACCUGGGAACUACUUCAGUCACAGGUCUCACAAUUGAUCAACAGUGAAACACCAGUUCCUCGUUCUGAACAACCCACUUCUGGCAAGCAGCCUCGAGGUUUUGUGCAGCGUUUGAAGGGAAAACAGGGUCGGUUCCGUGGAAAUCUCUCUGGUAAAAGGGUUGACUUCACUGGCCGAACUGUUAUUUCACCAGAUCCAAAUCUGAAAAUCACGGAGGUUGCCGUCCCAUUGCUGAUGGCGCAGCUUUUAACCUAUCCAGAGAAGGUAUCUCGUUAUAACAUCGACAAAUUACGAGGGCGUAUUAUUAAUGGCAUGACAAAACAUCCUGGAGCCAACUUCAUAAUAUUUCCCGAUGGCAAUAAAUUGUACUUGAAGUUUGGUGAUCGAAGACGAUAUGCAGCUGAGCUCAAAUACGGUGACAUCGUAGAAAGGCAUCUGGAAGACGGAGAUAUUGUACUUUUUAACCGGCAACCUAGUCUGCACAGGAUGUCUAUCAUGUCACACAGGGCAAGAAUUAUGCCAUGGCGUACGCUUCGAUUUAACGAGUCCGUUUGUAACCCGUAUAAUGCUGACUUCGACGGUGAUGAAAUGAAUCUGCAUGUUCCUCAAACUGAGGAAGCCCGAACUGAAGCGCUGAUGCUUAUGGGGGUGGCCAACAAUUUGUGUACUCCUAAGAAUGGCGAGAUAUUGGUUGCUUCAACACAGGAUUUCUUGACAUCUUCUUACUUGUUCACAAGGAAGGACACUUUCUACGAUCGUGCUACAUUUACACAGGCAUGCGUUUACAUGGGGGAUGCAGCAGAAAAUAUUGACCUUCCAACUCCAAGCAUUAUCAAGCCCAUGGAGUUGUGGACAGGAAAGCAGCUUUUUAGCGUUCUCGUGCGACCAAAUGCUAAGACAAGGGUGUUUGUUAACUUGGUUUCGUAUGAGAAAAAUUACGAUAAAAAAGCCAAUAAAGGGUCCAUGUGUCCUACUGAUGGCUACGUUUAUUUUCGGAAUAGUGAGUUGAUAUGUGGGCAACUUGGCAAGGCUACAUUAGGGAAUGGUAAUAAGGAUGGCCUUUUCACUGUUCUCCUUAGAGACUAUGGCAAUGAAGCAGCUGCGGUUUGCAUGAAUAGGCUAGCAAAACUCAGUGCGAGGUGGAUUGGAAACCAUGGGUUUUCAAUUGGUAUUGAUGACGUGGCCCCUAGUGAUCGUUUGAAUCGAGAAAAGGAGAAGCAGAUUACAAAAGGAUAUAAUGCUUGUGAUCAACAUAUUCAGUUGUAUAAGAAAGGGAAAUUGGAGCUUCAGCCAGGUUGUAAUGCCGCUCAGACUCUUGAGUCUGCAGUCACAGGAGAGCUGAAUAAAAUUCGGGAGGCUGCUGGAAAUGUGUGUAAAGAUGAGUUACAUUGGCGCAACAGCCCGCUCAUCAUGUCGGAAUGUGGAUCUAAAGGUUCUUUCAUCAAUAUCAGCCAGAUGGUUGCUUGCGUCGGUCAGCAGUCUGUUGGAGGUAAACGUGCCCCUAAUGGAUUUAUUGAUCGGACGUUACCUCAUUUUCCAAGGCAUGAUCGAACACCUCAGGGCAAGGGUUUUGUUGCGAACUCCUUUUACAGUGGGCUCUCUGCUACUGAGUUCUUUUUUCACACUAUGGGUGGACGAGAGGGACUUGUGGAUACCGCAGUGAAAACAGCCGAAACUGGAUACAUGUCUCGUCGUUUGAUGAAAGCUUUGGAGGAUUUAUCUGCGCAGUAUGAUGGUACUGUACGAAAUUCGAGUGGAGGAAUAGUUCAACUUUUGUACGGAGAUGACGGUAUGGAUCCCGUAUACAUGGAGGGUAAAGAUGGAGCUCCAUUCAAUCUUGACCGGAUGCUCAUGAAAACUAAGGCAACAUGCCCUUCAUAUGGACAGCUCGGUCUCCCUCCUACUGAAAUUGAAAAGCUAUUCAAUGAGAGGCUUACAAAGCCAGAUAUGACUUCCGAAACAGUAGGCGCUUUCAAGACGUCAUUGAAAAAAUUCAUGGACUCUUGUAUCAAAGAUAACAUAUCAACACGGACCAAGCUGGGGUUGCCUCUUGACUGUAAUGGAGGUCCUGAUCAGACAUUGCUGGAAAGCACAGCUACCUACAUUUCUGGGCUUACCUCCCGGCAGCUGGAGGUGUUUCUGGAUACAUGUAUUAAAAGGUAUCAUAUGAAGCGUGUGGAGCCUGGCGCAGCUGUGGGAGCUGUUGGAGCGCAGAGUAUCGGAGAGCCUGGAACACAAAUGACUCUAAAAACUUUUCAUUUUGCUGGUGUGGCAAGUAUGAACAUUACACUUGGAGUGCCGCGAAUCAAGGAGAUCAUCAAUGCAUCGAAGAACAUCAGUACCCCCAUUAUCACCGCAGUACUCGUGAGCGGGAAUGAUGAGAAAGCAGCACGAAUUGUGAAAGGUCGCAUUGAAAAAACUACGCUUGGAGAGGUAGCGAAAAGCAUAAAGACAGUGCUGAGGGCUAGUCAAGCAAUUAUUUCAGUAAAGCUCGAUAUGAAACGAAUCGACGCACUUCAACUUGACAUCAAUUCUGACACUGUUGCACUGGCUAUUGUCCAAACUCCUAAAAUUAAACUCAAGCAUGUGAAUAUUAGAAUUGUGGAUCGCGACAAGCUUAUUGUCAUACCACCGGAUCAGGACAAGGGCAAGCUGUACUUUUACCUUCAUUCGCUUUGCAAUAUGCUCCCAAAAGUCAUUGUGAAGGGCAUACCAUCUGUUGAACGAGCUGUUAUCAACAAAGAAAAAGGUGUAUACAAUCUUCUAGUGGAAGGGACAAAUCUGAAGGCUGUUAUGGGCAUAUCUGGAGUUAAUGGGAAACUCACCAAGAGCAACCAUGUCAUAGAAGCAGAGCAGACGUUGGGAAUAGAGGCAGCAAGGAAUGUUAUCAUUGAUGAAAUUCAGUAUACUAUGGGCAGCCAUGGAAUGACCAUCGAUGCACGGCAUAUGAUGUUACUUGCCGACGUUAUGACAUACAAGGGUGAAGUUCUUGGAAUCACAAGGUUUGGUAUAGCAAAGAUGAAAGAUAGUGUGCUUAUGCUGGCAUCGUUCGAGAAGACCACUGACCACUUGUUUGAUGCUGCUAUUCACGGGCGUGUUGAUAAGAUCGAAGGUGUUAGUGAAUGUAUUAUCAUGGGAAUUCCGAUGCCCAUAGGAACUGGUCUUUUCAAGAUCCGCCAGAAGGUGGAGAAACUUCCGAAAUUGUCUUAUGGCCCUACGCCACUUUUGUCAUAACGUGUUGAAUCUAAGGAAAUCUUUAUUGUUGCAUCUAAGCAUCUUCUCAGUUGAAUCUGCUUUGACAGCACUGCAUACAAAUUAAUGCUUGUUGUACAAGUGGUUCCUCAUUGACUGGAGGUGAGUGAACUUCUGAGUGUACAGAUUACGGCUGUAGUAUUAGGCGAGGAUAGGACCAUUUCAUUUAUAAAUUUAACGAGAUUGCACAUGUGGAUUUGGGGAGGUGAUGAUAAGUAUUUUAGGUUGAACUAGGGUAUUCUUACACCUGAAAUAUUUCAGCAUAUAGAUGACUACUGGGAGUAGAUUAUUGUUACUAAUUUCUAGAUUUGAAAUCCAAAGGAAAGGAUUCACUUACUCCCUACAUUGGUACAUGGUUUUGGCCAGAUAUUGUGCUUGACGUGAGGCACAUAGGUUACAUCUAAUGGGCCUGUACAAGUCAGCUUAUGAUACUGAUUUAAUAAAUCGUUAUAGAUUCGAACCCUUACUUCA